AUGAUCUACUCCUGCACCACUGGCUUCAGUCGGCACAUGCGCUGGGCCGUAGUCUUCGUCACCCUUUUGGUCCUAGCUGAUGGGCGGGUCCAUGCUGGUCAUGGUCCUAUGCAUGUGCUACCUCUGGUACCAGUUGGUACUACGGUGGACGAGACGCCCAGUAGGAAUGUGCGUGGUCGCGUUGGUGCCGUCAAACCACACCAUGCCAGCUCCUUUUUCGAAUACCACACUCUCGUCACAAAGCAUCAGAUAGAACGUCUCCGGGACCACCAUCGUGACCUCUUCGCGCAGUACUACAAUCCGGAUGGGGUAUCGGACCUCGAGGAGGGCAUGACCUUGGAGGGUGCUAAAGUGAAGAGGCACAGACAUGGUCGGGCCUACCAGGUCAGCGCGAACGGUGUCAUACCGCUGACGAACCUCCGAGACUCCCAGUACGUGGGUCCGAUAGGGGUGGGAACUGUCGACGACGGAGCGAAGCCCCAGGCCAUGGUCAACGUGGUUUUCGAUACUGGGUCGACCAAUCUCUGGGUGCAGUCGGCGUUGUGCAUCAGCGAGCCCUGUCGGAAUCGACAUAAGUUCAACAUGUUCGAGAGUGGCUCAUUUGAGAAUACUACAGUGCCCAACCACCUGGAUAUCCAGUUUGGCACAGGAGAGCUCCGGGGUCCGGAAGGGGUCGACACUCUGUCGGUGGGGCCGUAUCAGGUGAAAGACCAAACCUUCGCUAUGAUUGAGGAAGAGCUGGGAAAGAUCUUCUAUGAGAUACCGUUCGAGGGUAUACUCGGACUGGCCUUCCCGUCAAUGGCUGCAGAUGGUCAUGUGCCUUUCUUCGAUAACGUAAUGCGGCAGAAUGUCCUGGGGGGCCAGAACGAGUUUAGCUUCUACUUCGAGCCGAUGCCUUCAACGCGUUCAGCGAUUCUUUUUGGAGGAGUCGACUCGAGGUUCUACAAGAACGACAUCAAGAUGUUCCCAGUUACACAGGAACACUACUGGUCGGUCGACUUGGAUGACUUCCUCAUCGGCAACAAGUCGUUCGCAGCCUUGUCUAGUGGUACGCAGAGCUUCUUCGAGGACUUCAUGAAUGAAGUUGAUGAUGGAUCGUCUAGUUUUCGCACGGAGAGGCACGGGUCUGAUGAAGAGAAGAGGGUUAGGAAGUUGAUUAUUGAUACAGGGACUACGUACUUCACGGCCCCUCCGGGCCUGGCUGAAAAAAUCCUCCGUCGCUUGCCGGGCGGAGCAUGCAAUCAGAUUGCAGCCGACAAGGAGGCCUAUCCCGAUCUACACUAUAUGUUGCGGGAUGAGAACAGUCAACCGUUCGACUUGGCUAUACCCUCGUCGGUGUACAUGGUUGGCACGGGAGACGGAUACUGUGAGCCGGCUUUCAUGGCGAUACCAGUGCCUGAUGAGUACGGUCCUGCUUUCCUAUUUGGUGAGGUCUUUAUGAGACAUUGGUUCACCACUUUUGAUCGCGGCGAUGGGAGUCCGGGCGCGGCAUUUGUCGGAUUCGCAGAAGCGCGCCAUGAUGCCAGUAAGGUUGAUCGACGUAUCGUUAGGCAUCCGCCCUCCAAUGGAACACCUUAG
This is a messenger RNA of Perkinsus marinus ATCC 50983, 1578 nucleotides long. RefSeq names its product aspartyl protease, putative. Bases 1 to 1578 code for a protein of 525 amino acids. The transcript has 14 exons. Gene Ontology annotation, molecular function: aspartic-type endopeptidase activity. Gene Ontology annotation, biological process: proteolysis. The record is from RefSeq and is a predicted model, not a curated record. NCBI's taxonomy places the organism in Eukaryota, Perkinsozoa, Perkinsida, Perkinsidae.